AUGGAUCCUCAAAAGAUGAUUGGCUCGUUGGCUCAGAUACCACCAGAGAUCCGUCAACUGGUCAUGAGAGCGUGCGUUGAGCAGAGAUGCAUGACCAUGCUUCGCCUCAACUCACAACUCUACGAUGAAUUCGCUCCUCUCGUCCGAGAGAAUUUUGUUUUCAAUAUUACCAUCGACCCCAACUCGCCUCGCACGGAGGUUGCUUUAUUUGGCACAAACCCGGUCUUUCUGGAGGCACCUUUCGGCUCCACCAGUAUCAAGGUACCUGCAUGCCUAGAAGGACGAAAGCUCCCAUUCCACGCUUUUAAACGAGUUGACAUCGACAUCCACGCUCCUGAUCCAAGGGAUCCUGCCCAACUCAUCCGAGGAUUCCAGCAAGUGACACGCCUUCUGGACUGGUUAUUGCCUCGAUGGAGGCGUCCAUACGAUCCACCUGCGACGGAAGCGGAGAUCGAAAGUGGAUCGCACAACACAGGCUUCGAUCUACCACACAUCAAACUCACGUUUCUGCAAACGCCUCGACGAGCAUGGGGCAAGACCUGCGAACUGGCAGCGAGAACAAAGCCACCUCAACAAAGCAACUUCAACGCAGAGAUCUUUGACAGGUCCGACCUUGAGAUCAUGCUCUUGCCGUUCCAGAGGAUUAGGUACGCGGAGCAAAUGACGAUCAUCCUUCCGGAUGGCAGACCCCACCCGAUCUUCGAAGAGAUCUGCUUCCUUGUGCUCAUGUCGGCAGUACACAGGACCCCCUUCGGCUUGUGUGGCGAUCCGAAUGGCCCCGUCGGCGAACUAGACUCACGCCUACAAUCCCUGGAAGAUUAUUGCCAUGUAUGUCUCGACUACAUGCUCGACUACAUCCCAGGCUCCAACGCAAAUAAAUUGCGUCUGGAACGGUUCAGAAACUGGUCAUCGAAAUGGCGCAGAGAAAUGAAACACCGCCUGAGUGGCAAGAACAAUGGUGAGCUGGAAGAGAACUUUGGAGGCGCUCAAAGUCUGUUAGAUGCCCAGACUUUGCAAACGAUCCAACUUGCCAACAGUGUUCGACGAAUACACUGGUCAACGUUCUUCCCGAGAGCGCUUUGCCCGCAAUCUGGCUUAGGCGUGCCAGUAGCCUGGGAGACUGUAUAUCCAGAUGGGAUUCCAGCGCUGGGUUCUGUGGAAUGGCUGGAAUCGUUCAUGGACGCGUGCGUGCGAAAGGCGACGUAUCUAGCGGGUAUGGCGGUGGUGGUUAGCAGUGAUGAUGAGGUGUGAGAUGAGCGGUUUAUCAGGUCGGAUGAAAAUGUACAUUGAAGUCGGGCAGACUUACAUGAAGGAUGAUUUGAUGAUUUGUGUGCGAUGUAGAUAUAGCGUUUCUACACUACACUACCUCCAAU
This is a messenger RNA of Exophiala xenobiotica, 1373 nucleotides long. RefSeq lists its product as uncharacterized. Lineage: Eukaryota; Fungi; Ascomycota; Eurotiomycetes; Chaetothyriales; Herpotrichiellaceae. The coding region runs from base 1 to 1251 and encodes 416 amino acids. The transcript has a single exon. The record is from RefSeq and is a predicted model, not a curated record.